AUGCCGGUAGAUGUUUUCCUAGACUCUACAGCUACAGGUAUUAAAACAACUGCGGAAUUGGUUAUACAGGAGGCAACUGGAGUUAUAGUUGAAUUUGGAAUGUGUGCGGCCGAUACAGCCGAUGCAAUAUUGAAUACUCUUCUUGGGAGGGUUACUAUGUUAGGAACAUUAAAUACUGUUAUAGAAUGUACCGGAAAGGCUGUAUUGAAUACGGUAUCUGUCGUUGCCAACUCCGCACUUGAGGGUGCAAACAUGGCUUACUUAUAUGGUACAUUCUACGGUGUAAUGCAAAUAAUUCUCCCAUCACUAAUAGCUCUUGGAGUUGUGGUCCUUAUUUAUGCCAUAAUCUUAUAUCUACACGAAAAAGGAAACUUAAAAUGGUUCCAUAGAUAUAAAAGGAGGUUCAUAAACAAUAUAAAGAAGAAAUAUAAUGAAUUCAGAAUGUCCAGGAAAAAACAAAGUAGUGAAUAA
Messenger RNA from Plasmodium fragile, 471 nucleotides. RefSeq lists its product as uncharacterized. Lineage: Eukaryota; Apicomplexa; Aconoidasida; Haemosporida; Plasmodiidae. The coding region runs from base 1 to 471 and encodes 156 amino acids. The record is from RefSeq and is a predicted model, not a curated record. The transcript has a single exon.